Drosophila navojoa is the source of this 3048-nucleotide messenger RNA. RefSeq lists its product as uncharacterized. The record is from RefSeq and is a predicted model, not a curated record. Gene Ontology annotation, cellular component: extracellular matrix. Lineage: Eukaryota; Metazoa; Arthropoda; Insecta; Diptera; Drosophilidae.
AUGUUGUGGCCAGUGCUAUUCGCUCUGCUGGCCGUCUGCCAGGCGGACACCUUGGUGCAGUUGCAUGUGAAUCGUCCGUACAACGAUAUCAGCGAGAAGUUCAUUAGUUUUGUUGUGCGCCCGGAGGAUCUGUACGAUGCGCUCGAUGGGAAGAAUCGCAAGGCAGUCACCAGCAUGGCUGCCCUGCUGGGCGAUGCGUACGUCAAGUUCGUGGGCGACUUUUACUUUGCCAGCAAUGCGCCGCAGCGUCUGCGCAAUCCCACCAAGAUCAUAUGGAAGGGCUUCAAUCGCUGGACACGCGCUGUUAACUGGACCAUGAUUUUACCCGUGCCCUAUGCGCCCGACGAAUGGGACUCGAUGCACACGCUGAAGAUCCUCAACACCUCCUACAUGGUGGGCAUCACGGACUGCAUCUGGCAGCUGGGCACAGAUUUUGGCACAUCGCGCGCCAGGGAUUACGUGCAGGAGCUGAACACGCUGAAGCUGAUGACGGAUACGUUCAAUCCGUACGUGGAUAGCUGGCGUGUGAUGGGCGCGGACAUCUCAGCGGGCAGCAGCGCCGACGAGACGCGCAAAUACGUGGAGAUGUCCAAGGAUGUGAAUGCUGCUUUCGGCUGGACGCAACCCGCCAACAUGCUGCCCAGCAGCAGCCUGGGAAGCUACAUCUACGACAGCGAUCCGGCCCUGAAGACCCUGCAGCAACAGCGUGUCCCACUGUGGCUGACGCUGCCGGACGAGCGCAAGGGAGCGCAGUCUAUCGAGAAGCGCUUGCUCGGCGAUGAUACAACGGAUGCCCUGCGCUGGGCCCAGACCUUGGGCGAUGCGGCCAGCGGCGGCUUCGAUGUGGUCUUCAAGCGCAUGUCUCUAGAGGAUUUCGAGCGGCCGAACUUUAGCUACUAUGUCACGGCCAUUUUCAAGAAGGUGAUGGGCUCUCGCGUCUUUCCGGCACGCCCCCUCAAUGUCUUUGCGCCCACCAACAAACUGUACACGCAUUGUGCGAACGCUGUCUCGGGAGGAUUGGCCUUCAUGGUGGUCAAUACGGAGGAGCAGCCCACCACGAUCACCGUGCGCAGCACGAGUCGUCUAUCCAACAGCGAUAUCUGGCAAUACGUGUUAACUUCGGAGAACGGGCGCAUGCGUCUGAACAAUGCUAAACUCAGCCUGAACUCCACGCUGCGUCCGCAGGUCAUUGGGAAGGACUCCAGCAAGCCGCUGCAGCUGAUCACGCCCAGCAUGUCGGUGGGCUUCUGGGUGCUGCCCAGCGUCAAUCUGGAGCACUGCCAGUACUCCGAGGUCGAGGCAGACAAUGUCAGCGCCGAGAGCUCCCCCGAUGGCCGCAGUGCCAGUGGCUACAGCUCGGCGGAUCGCCUGCUGCAGCGCCUGAUCGAGGAGACGGCCGUCUCGCGUGGCUCCUUGCAGAGCACGCUCAAUCGCCAUCGACGCUUCGUGCUGGACAAUCCGGAGCUGGAGGUGCCUGAAACGUUGCUGGGCCGGCUGUUGCAGCCGUUCAAUCGAGUGCCGCGCCAGAAGCCGGCUGCAGUUGCUCCCGUCAAGCGGCAGGUGAAAAUCGAAGCGAAGUCCAAGUCGCAAGCUGUGCGUCCCUGCGAGGCACUCAACUGGCUGCGGAACGUUGUGGAACAGAGCAGGGAUGCACUGCGGCACCGGCGCAGCCGACGCAGUCCCAGCGACUACGCGGGGCCCUUCUUCUACAAUCGACAUGGCAAGAAGACGACGGUGACCAAGAAGAUCACAGAGAUACGGAAGCCGGAGCGCAAGGUGAAGCCGCUCUUCGAUCUGGCCGAGUUCGACGAGGAGGAGUUCUUCAAGAAAAUGGGCGAACAGCCCGAGCCACCGCCGUACAGCCGCCUGCCCGAGGGCGAUGUCCAUCUGAAGCACAUCGAGAGCCCCGACGGCGAGGAGAGCGAAAUGCAGCCCGAUCCCGAGCCGAUUAGAUACAAGAAACGCAGAAAAUCGAAAGGCAAGCCCUUGAAGAUUCUACAACGUUCCCAGGAAGAGGAAGAAAUGGAGGAAGUUCCCGAAGCGCCCAAAACUCAGGAACGUCAAAAGCUGCGUCUCCUACCAACGGAGUUCUUCGAGGCUUUGCCGGCACCGGCGCCCAAGCAGAGCAAGCGCCUGAAUCUGGGCGCCACCCUGAACUCGCUGCUGUUCCCCGAGCCCUUCUCCAACAAGGCCUCCGUGAGCAAGAGUCCAAGCAACAACAGCAAGCAGGUGGAGGAACUGGACCCGGAUGUGGACAGCGUGGAGGGCGAUGGCAAUAGAAAACGCUCGGCUAAGAGCGGAAAUGCGGCCACGGAUUUUCUGCAGGCGCAGCGCGAGCUCGGCAAGCACUUCCUCAGCCACAUCCAUGAGCACAGCCAGCGGGAGCAGCAGUUCCCAAUGGGCGGCGAUAGCUUCAGGGAGCAGUCCGACGAUCCGGAGCGGGAGGUGGAGCCACGGAAGGAGGCCAAGCUGCUGCCUGGCAAUGACAAUGAGGAGGAUUACUUCAGUGCCAAGCCCAGGCAGCCUGUGCCCGCGCCGAAGCGACUGAAGAAGCCAGCCGAUGAGAGCAUCACCUCCUGGUGGGAUAUGCCGGCAUUCAGACGCCGUCGUGCCCUGCCCCAGCCCCUCAACUAUGCCGACGCCGCUCUCAACUCGAAUGUGAUUCACAAGGAUGACCAGCAGGAGCUGUUGCCCCUGGGGCGCUAUUCAGUAUACGAGUACAAAGUGGAUCUGCCCACGGUGACGCCAGCCAGCGAGCCAGAGAAACCCGACUCCAAAAUCAUGAAGAUCACCAACACAAAAGCUCAAGGCUCCAACUGCCGCAAGAUCACCACGCUGUCCGACAACAUUGUCACCACCGUAAAGUCCAAGGUAUCCAAGUUUAUGAGCAUUAUCUCACGCCACAUGAACGAGUGGUACAACACCCUGGCGAAGCAUCUGGAUAGCGAGCCAACACCUUCUCACACUGCCGCCGUGCGAGUCGAGAAUGCCAUAGACAAGUGAAAGAUUCACAUAGUAUAGACACAUUAAUUAGGGGUUUUUGUUUGC